AUGACGCUUAAACUCAAGCCAGCCAACCAACCAACUCCUCCGCCCUUCUCUUGGGCAGCCUCGUCUCCGCUAUUGAGUCCAAAAGAAAUACCCACUUUGCCAUCGCCACCAACAUCAUGGCUCUCUGCACGCGACAUGAAGGUCUUUGGCGCUCAACCCCUCAACUCUGCAUCAGUCUUUGGCAUCUCGCGGUGUAAGGAUUGCGACAAGCCAAUCUUGAGGAGUUCCAUGUCUGAUCACGCCGAGAAAUGUGCCACUAUUCGCUCCGGUGGGAAGAAAGGUGCGAAAGCAAAGCUUGAGAUGGAGGAUCCGAAGAAAGGAUCAAAGAAACGCAAAGCUUCCACCGAACCUGACGAUCCCUCCCUUCCUGCCAAAAAGAAGACUAAACCCACAACAAAGGUUACGAAAGGUCGCUUGAAAGGGCCAGUCGAUUACGACAGGCAAUGCGGUGUUAUCAACGACAAAGGUCUACCAUGCUCUCGCUCUCUCACAUGCAAAUCCCAUGCCAUGGGCGCAAAGCGUUCCGUCCAGGGUCGUUCCCGCAACUUUGACGAACUGCUUCUCGACUGGCAACGGGCAAACAAACCCAACUUUGUCGAACCCGUAAAACGAGAAUCCAAAGCUGAGAAGAAAGAAAAGCGAGAGAAGGAAAGGUUGGAGAAGAAGCGAUUAGCUGGACAGGCUGCCAUCGCCCUUGGAUUAGAUCCACUUGGCGCCGCUGUGCUAAAGAAGUCGGGAGUGUCCUCAUCGAAAAAGGUUGGGAAAAAGGCUGCAGCCGCUGCAGCACGAUUGGCGACGGAGAUGGGCGUUGAAGUUCCAGAGGAUUUGGAUGAGCUCGACUCUGAGGCAGAGGUGGAUGAGCUCGUGAGGGUGGUCAGGGUUGCUCAGAGCAAUGGUGUCCUGGCAGUUCCUUUGGCAGUUCCAUGCGAUGCAGGGAGUUGGUUUGUUCAACGUCGAGAAAGGGCGAGGUGUUGUCGCGAUCUCUUUCUCAGUGCAUUGGGAAGUGGAGCAGUCCCAGCCAACAGGACGAAUAGCUUUUUUGGAUAA
Molecule: messenger RNA, 1047 nt
Organism: Laccaria bicolor S238N-H82
Lineage: Eukaryota; Fungi; Basidiomycota; Agaricomycetes; Agaricales; Hydnangiaceae
Exons: 3
Coding region: 1-1047 (348 amino acids)
Cellular component (GO): SAGA complex
Source: RefSeq, a predicted model, not a curated record